UCUCCGCUAAAUACGAGGAUUUGUUUGGCUACAGCUUCAGAAACAAACAAACAUCCCCAGCCUAAGUUGUCAACGUGAUAUUACUUUCAGUCACUUCUGGCAGCCUGUGUGGGUAUUAUGUCGAAGCCAGAUCAGAAAGCUCAGGAUUCAACUCAGGCCUCCUCGAGUGAGACGCUGGAGCAGCCCAUACCAGAGACUAAACUUGAUCAAACCCCGCAACCGUCCGUUAACCGCUCAGAACUAAUAUCAAGAGCUCGCACCUUCCUAUCAACUCCUCAUAUCCGCUCGCAGGACAAUGCUGCCAAGCAUGCGUUCCUCGUAGAGAAGGGACUUUCGCAAGACGAGAUUGAUUCACUACUCCGGGAAAUCCCUCCACUAGUACCACCACGGACGUAUCCACAACCUCCUCCAUCCAAUCUCCCUAACAUGCUCAUUGGGGUUGCGCGUAUAUUCACGUGGCUCACUGGCACCUCAGCAUGCCUCCUCUUUAUCUACUACCGCUUCUUGCUGCCAAGGAUCUCACAGACCUACAACGCUCGCCAUGCACUCCGCGCACAUCAAUCCGGCCUCAUGCUUCGUCUUAAUGAGUCCCUCGUGGGAUUCAAGGAGAAACAGGUGGAAUGUUUCGCUAUCCUACCAAAGCCCGUGAUAUAUAAAGAGGAACCGGAAUACGCAGACUGCCAUUCGCUAGAUGAAAUUCUUGCAUGUCGCCGCAAGGCCGACAUUGAUGACGAGGAUGCCAGUGACACCUCGAAUGUCUCGAUUUUGCGCUCUGCUGUUGAGGAACUGAGUCGUUCAAAGGAAAGCACGGAGGGAAUAGGCACAAGUGAUUUAUUCAGCCAUCUCGAAGACAAGCUUCCAUGGUUGAAGGGAGAACAAGGUGCUUCAUGUCAGAAUGACCUCUGGCAAACACUCAAUGAAUCCCCUCUGUUCACUUCCACCUCGCCAAAAUCUUCGUCUUCUUCGUCUAUCCCUGAGCAUCCCUCUCGCCUCCUCUGGACAUAUGUUCCUCCUCCAGUAUCCCCUCCUCCGCCCAUGAUGCUCGCUCUCGACACUCUGCAAGCUGCGCUUCCACGUAACGCACCAGCCGCUCCGCUCUCCAAACUUGAAACAGCGCCGCUUCGCCCUGCACAGCGAACCCUUCAAGCGCUCACAGAUUUCACCGGGUACAUCACCACUCGAACAUAUUCGUUCGGGUUAAAUAUGCGCGGCAUCAACGGGUCACCUACGACGGGCAGUGCUGACGUAGAUGAAGUACGCCGCGAGAUACGCGCACUGAAAGGUCUAGUUCUCAAUAGACGGUCGUUUUUACCCAAUGUCGGGCUACCGCGUACUUCAAGUGAGCCAUCGAAACUUGCUGGCGUAUGAAUUGUCGCAUCUCUGUACAGACAAUGUGCUAGUUCUAUACAUGUCACGCACCUCUAGGAAACUGAAUGACGCAGUUCAUUCCAACCCGUCGCCACCCGCGCUCAAUCUAUAUUGAAACAACUCAUCCACCACUGCUUGCCCGAUCAACUUUGUCAUGAAGUCCAUCUUUUCCUGCCCAGGACGCUCUUCAAAUUGGUCUUCUUCACCCGAGCACACACCGAGUACGUCAACUCCGAGUGACGCCAACGAAGAUCAACCCACUGGUUAAGGAGACGUUUCCGC
Molecule: messenger RNA, 1650 nt
Organism: Suillus paluster
Lineage: Eukaryota; Fungi; Basidiomycota; Agaricomycetes; Boletales; Suillaceae
Exons: 4
Coding region: 118-1368 (416 amino acids)
Source: RefSeq, a predicted model, not a curated record